This is a messenger RNA of Diachasma alloeum, 4620 nucleotides long. RefSeq names its product protein held out wings (gene how). The record is from RefSeq and is a predicted model, not a curated record. NCBI's taxonomy places the organism in Eukaryota, Metazoa, Arthropoda, Insecta, Hymenoptera, Braconidae. Gene Ontology annotation, biological process: regulation of mRNA splicing, via spliceosome. Gene Ontology annotation, cellular component: nucleus. Bases 558 to 1574 code for a protein of 338 amino acids. Gene Ontology annotation, molecular function: mRNA binding. The transcript has 7 exons.
GGCAGGUCGGCACGAUCGAGCACACGAGGAGCCGCGCAGUUGUGAGACGAUUGUACAGUUGUGCGCGUGCGUGAUAAAAUUACUCAGUAAUUUCAGUUUUUCCCCGUAAUUCGAAAGAGUCUAAGGUUUUUUCAUUCAUCGAGUCCCUGAUGUUGAAUUAUCGGAGUGAAAACUGACUGAACACUGUGCAAAGGCUCCAUUCAUGCGACAGAGGGACUGUUUUGCCCCUCCGUCUCUGUCGCUCACUCGAUAGUUGGUUUUUUUGUCCAUUUCUCCUCCCUCUGACACAUCCCAAACGAUUCCACUUCGGCUUUGCGAAUCGCAAGAGAGGAUAGACCAUCGGCGAACCCACGUACGGAGAACUAUCACGACUCGGGCAACCGGACGAGUGGUAUUUGCAACACCCAGCGGGCUAGUGUUUAUUUUUUUUCCUCUCCUCCAACUGAGUUACGGGCGUAAUACUAGUCUCGAGUGACACUGGAGUAGUUGACCAGAAUUAUUAUUUUUUUUUACUCGCGCGAGCUUUUUCUGGUCUCUGGUAUCGUUCAGUUACAAAUAUGUGUGAUAAUACCAACACUACGACCCAGAGCAUAGCGGACUAUCUGUCACAGUUGCUGAAAGACAGGAAGCAGCUCGCUGCUUUUCCCAAUGUCUUCAUACAUGUGGAGAGACUGCUGGACGAAGAAAUCGCAAAAGUACGAGCCAGUCUAUUCCAAAUAAGUGGUGUCAAAAAAGAGCCCCUGACGUUACCAGAGGCAGAAGGUGAUGUCGUCACACUAACGGAAAAGGUCUACGUGCCUGUAAAGGAACACCCCGAUUUCAACUUCGUUGGGAGGAUUUUGGGCCCACGUGGAAUGACAGCCAAGCAACUAGAACAAGAGACAGGAUGCAAAAUAAUGGUGCGAGGCAAGGGCUCCAUGAGGGAUAAAAAGAAGGAGGAGCAGAACCGGGGAAAACCAAAUUGGGAGCAUCUCACAGAUGAACUUCAUGUUCUACUCACAGUUGAGGACACUGAGAAUCGCGCCACACUGAAGCUCGCUCGUGCCGUCGAGGAAGUCAAGAAACUUCUUGUGCCCCAGGCUGAUGGUGAGGACGAGCUGAAGAAGAGGCAGCUCAUGGAGCUUGCCAUUAUCAACGGAACUUACAGAGACUCCAACACUAAAGUUGCCGCCGCAGCAGCCUUCGACAUUGCAGCCUGCGAUGAGGAAUGGAGGCGUGUGGCAGCAGCUGCUGCCGAAACCCAGCGUCUCCUUCCAGGUCUCGGUACACAGAUGAGAACGCAAAAUGCACCCCUGGGUGCACCCCUGAUUCUCUCACCAAGGAUAUCAGUUCCAACAACAGCAGCCUCCCUGCUGAAUGGCUCAGGUCCACCGGGCUCACUGCUAUCAGCCGGCGAUCCACACGGUCUCAUCUACACGCCAUACGCCGACUACGCCAACUACGCAGCACUCGCAGCAUCACCACUACUCACCGAGUACGCUGACCAUUCUGGUGCAGCAGCCGCUGCGAAACAGCGUAGGCACCUGGGUCAGAUUCGCGAGCACCCUUAUCAAAGGGCUGGCGCUCUCUCGUGAAUACAGAGAUAACAGAGUCGCGCCUUAAUGCGGGAAAGGUUAGUUUUAUUUAUCACAAGAAUUUUACAUUUAUUGUUUUUUUUUUUAAUUUCAAUGUUGUCUUUUUUAUUGAGUACUUUUACCAUUGAAAUUCCACUGGAUUCGCUUGCCAAUGUAUGGAUUCUUUAUUUUGAGUUGGGGGAUUUUUUUGAUUUUUUGUACCUGAACGUGGCUUUUGAUCUGGCAAAUUUAUUCGUUAUCUGGGGUUUAUUUGGGAUCGAUUUGAGAGAGGUGUAUAUUUACGUUUUGAUUAAUAGUUCUGGAUUUUUUUUUUGAGAAUUUCACUCAUCCUUUUGCAGAUUUACUCUAUCCAAUUUUUUAAAAUCAAGUUUCACUGAAAUCUCAAGGAAUUUCGUCACUAAAAAUUCGUGUGAACGUGUGAUUUAGGACCGAAUAUUCAUAUUUUAUUAGAAAAAUCAUGUAAAUUAGGGAAUUUUCUUCUUCCCGUUGCUACAAAGUUUAGAAUUCCCUUGAAUUUCCAUUGAAAUUUAAAAUUUAAUCAUCUUUCACACCAGCAGUAUUACAUUUCACAAAAAAAAACUUAGUGCAUAGCAGUCCAUUAUUAUCCUCCCAUAAAAAUCAUACAUUGGAAAAGCAAAGACAGCAGUGGAAAAUAGUAAACUUGAAAUUGAAUUACGAUCAGUGCCAUGGGAUCCUUGGUGUUUGCGUAAUCGCGGAAUCGCAAAUUUAAGGACAAUUGGUGGAAAUUUAUCAGAAUGCACUUUUCUGGCGCAACUCCCCGCUCUUAGGUCUAAGAAAUUGUUUUAUUUAUCGAUAGGAUAGGAUGUAUGAGAUGAGGUCAUUCGAUUAGCUUUGUUUUUUUUUUUUUUUCGUUCUGAUUGGUUCUGUUCUAUUCUGUGUGCCACCGUGGCUAAAUUAUUUCUAGAUUCAUCGAAAGUUGUGGUGACCCCCAAUAUGGGUGCGCACCUCCCAACAUUUUCAAUUAGAAGCGCUGCCCAAUUAGACAAUGAAAAAAUCAUCACAUAAUUUAUCAGGGAAUUUAUGAUUGUCUAAAUCAUGCAAAUUGGUUGUAUGGAGGGGGCAGUGUUGAUGAAAGGCAGAAAAAAAAUGUUUAUUUUUUUUUGGUGCUUAUGUAUUGAUUAAGAUUUCAAUCUUCCAGGACAUCGUACAUAUUUUUUUUGCAUUUUGUUUCUUUUUUAUUAUGAUUUUAUGUUUUUUGGCAACUUGUGCCUGUGGAACAACUUAUUGACCUUCCAUUUAAUCUGUAUAUAUAAAUUUAUAUACGUACUAUUAUUAUAUUAUUUGCAUAAAUAUUUAUAUGAAAGAAUAAAUGAAGAGAAACAAAUAAAUAUUAUGAAAAAAAAUUAUUUUUUUAUGUUCUUGUGGAGUUUUAAAAUUAUUGCAGGGGUGGUAACGUGAUGCGACGCGAAGGUUUUCACAUUUAUUUGAUGAAUUUCAAACGAUCGUUUUCGUUGAUUAAUCGUUCAGUGAUCCUUCUCAAGGAAUUAUUUCCUGAAUUUAUUACGAAAAAUCAAGAUAAUUAAUUGAAUUGCAUUUUCAGCUCUGAUUGUAGACGAUUAAACAAUGAAUGAACGUUUGAUUGACCAUGAUAUGUUAUCUAUAGGCGAAGAAAACACGCGGCCAAAUAAGUGCUGCUCAAAGCUGGCGUCCCACCCUCUUUAUUUUCACGUAUUACCACUAACAAAUAAUUUUUUUAACUUUAAUUUUUUAUAAUCAAUACAAAUAUCAAGUGACAAUCCUUAAUUUAUUUAAUCAUAGACGCAAUAUUCAUCCAUUUAUCACCAUUAUGGUCUCUGCACAAAGAUAGCACCAUCUUUUUAUAUAAAUAAUAUUCAACUAACAAAAAUGCUCCACAUGGCCAAGUUGACACUAACGUUUAUACACUUUUUUUUUCUCAGUUUAAUUUAUUUAAUACUGUUCGAUUAAUCAUUGUAAUGAGAUUAAAUACAAGGAAAAAAAAUUUUUAUCGAAUAAUUUUAUUGACGCUUUAAAUGCCUGGAACUGUAUGAUAAAUCUGUCCUAUACAUGGCACGUUGCCGUAUAACUCAUGAGCCUCUGACACCCGCUUGCUGAUGGGACAUUUUUAAUUAAUAACUUUAUCGGAUUAAUUAAUACGAAGGAACAAAGUUGAAGAGAUAAUGCAACUGUGCAUCAGGUCUUUAAUGUUUUUCAUUUAAAAAAAUAAACCUUUUUGGUCCAUUAAAAAAAAAAAUUUGUUCAUGAAAUUUGUCACUCAGCACUGCUAUUUAUCUGGUGGCAGGUGCACACCCCUCCCUCCCCCCCUCAAACUGCCUCUAAAAUCGGUGGAAUAAUUCGACGUGACUUGAAUUUUUGACAAAAUCUCGCAAACUAGCAAUAACUAAUUUAACAUUUCGAUUAUUGCACAAUAAUUGUGAAAUGAAUUAAAUCAAUGAUCUCGCACACAUGCAUCCAAUGUGGGCUGGAUGCAGCUCAUAUAGACUAUUCUCUCUUUUUGUAAUUCAAUUCUAAUACAUCAGGAAUGACAUUUUUUUUUUUUUUAAAUCAUUGAAUUAAUAUUUCUCCAGUCUCUUUGCCUGUCCUAUGCGCGGGGAGGGUACACGAGCCAUAAUAAAAUCUCAAUUGUGUAAUCUGUCGUUAAACAGUAUUUAACGCAAUUUUUUCAUCUACAUUUUUUCACGUUUUUUUAUAUUUACGAUGAUGUAAAGAAAAGUAAUUCUUCGUUUUCUACGUGAUCAUUUGUGUACAGAAUAGAUAAACUGCUUCUCACUAAUAAUUAAAAUAUUAAAAUUGACCAAGUGUUGAAGCACUGCUUUUUGUCCAUUAGAUCGUGCUAUUUGUCAUUAAAUUUUUUUCGUUUAUAAUUAUCAGGAUCGAAAGCACUGCUCGACAUUUACUCGAUUUGUCAAGCUGACAAGCGACUAGAGGAACAGAUUCAAGUGGCAAUAAUUUUAAUAUUCAAAUUAUUAAAGAUAAAUCAUAAUCAAAUUACUAACAAUACUUUUUUUUCUUUUUUUUUAUCUUUCUUGUUAACCCUGGUUGUCCA